Molecule: messenger RNA, 3412 nt
Organism: Xenopus laevis (African clawed frog)
Lineage: Eukaryota; Metazoa; Chordata; Amphibia; Anura; Pipidae
Gene: cdr2.S
Product: cerebellar degeneration related protein 2 S homeolog
Exons: 5
Coding region: 56-1408 (450 amino acids)
Source: RefSeq, a predicted model, not a curated record
GUCGCUUGGGAGCAUCCCUCGUUGUCCCCUGGCAGAGCUUCCAGUAGCAGCGGACAUGCUGACCGACAGCAACGUGGAGGAGUUCGACAUUAAGGAGGAUGAGCCCUGGUACGACCAGCAGGACUUGCAGCAAGAUUUGCAGCUUGCUGCGGAACUGGGCAAGACAUUACUGGAUCGCAACACAGAACUAGAGGAAUCCCUGCAGCAGAUGUACAACACCAAUCAAGAACAGCUCCAAGAAAUCGAAUACCUCACCAAGCAAGUGGAGCUGCUGCGUCGGAUGAAUGAGCAACAUGCUAAGGUGUAUGAGCAACUGGAUGUCACAGCCAGAGAUCUGGAGAAUGCUAAUCAGAAGCUGGUCUUGGAGAGUCGGGCUUCGCAGCAGAAAAUAAUAAGUUUGACGGAAACAAUCGAAAACCUGCAGCUCCAUCUAGAGGAACUCCAGAGACAGGUGGAGGAUCUGAAGAAACCAGGCAGUGUCUGUCGCAGCCGCGAGAGGUCUGACCAAUCAAGAUCAAGCCAGAGCUUCUCCUGCCUGAAAGAGCUGUAUGACCUUCGCAAGUAUUUUGUUUAUGACCAUGUUUUUGCUGAAAAGAUAGCUUCUCUGCAUUCUCAGCCAGGACCACUUGAGGACGAAAACUGUCAUCUAAAAAAGGCCCUGUCUCUCUUGGAAAGCCAGCUGAACCUAGAACGCAAGAAGAGAGAGAGCCUAGAAGAUGUAUACAGUCAGGUAGUUAAAGAGAAUUCUGAGCUGGAACAGAUGCUCAGAGACAAGGAUUUAUUCCAUGCCCGGGCUGAAGAACUAGAGGCCGAGGUGGCCGAAAUGCGUCAGAUAUGUCGCUCAGACAGCAUGUUUGCCAGCAGCGUGGAAAAGCUCAUACCAGAGUCCAUUCUUAUCUCUUUCAAAGAGACGGCAGACAGAGAUGCUGAUCAAGAAGUGAUAGCACAAUUGUUAGAUGUAAAUAAAAAGCCUUUAAAAAGAAGCACCAGUGAGUUGCUUCUUCCCAGGGCUGCUGCAGCUGAAACCAUUCUAAACGGCCACGAAGAGACUUGUAUUAGGAAGGCAGAAGUAAUAAAGCAAAGGGGCAUCUCUUUGCUCAAUGAGGUCGACUCACAGUACAGUGCUCUGAAGGUUAAAUAUGAGGAACUGCUUCAGAAGUGCCAGCUGGAUGAUGAUGAUGAUGAUGAUGAUGAUGAUGGUUUCAGUAAUCCGGGUGGCCAGACCACUAAGACUUCUUCACUAGAAGAGUCGCCACCAAAUGAUCUAGAACCUUCAAGCCCAAAGCCUGAGUCUCCGCCAGAAUACAAGGUUCUCUUCCAGGAGAUAUUUACCUGUAUAAAGAAAACCAAAGAGGAAAUCCAUGAACAAAGAACUAAGUACAAAUAUCCCAAUGCAGCAAGUAGUUAGUUCUACCGUUCCUUUCCUAGUAAGUGUUUCCCAUUCACUGUGCUCACGCUCAUAACUAAAAUGAGACCACUGCCAUUCCUAUUCAGUUAAUUGCACCUCUUUGCCAUCUAGAUAUACUUUCUUUUAGAAGUUAUGCCACAUGAUUAAGCAAAGAGUAGUUCACUUAUCUCACUAACAUGAGUGCCACCAAAAAUCUAGAAUUGUAGUUGAUCUUGGAGAAGGAAGCCAGAUUCCCCUCAAGCGCUACACACAAUUUAUAGGAAGACCUUUAGUAUUAUGCUUGGAAGAUAAUAGUCAAUAGUUCCUUGUACUUGUGGUUCCCUAUGCUGCACAACAAGCACAUAUUCUGUACUGUAUUUAUGCAUGACGGUAAUAUAGGGGCUGCCCGGAGCUGUUAUACCUGUGUAAAUCAUAUCUUUGUAGUAUUACUAUUAUACAUUUAUAUUAUAGUUAUAGGAGCAAAGCUAUGAAGGAGUUUUGUUUAUACUGUGAAUGACAUUAAACAAGCAUAGAGAAACUGCACUUGCUGCAAGUUUUCAAGGUCCCCUCCCUUACUUUAAGUACCGAUAUAAUUAAUCACUUAAUGACUCAGGCCUCAUACUCCCAUGUGACUUUUGAAUAAGUAUUUAUUAUAUGUUUCAUAUUAUUAUUAUUUUUUAUUAUUUUGUAAAAAAAACUAUAACAACAUCAGUUAUGGUCUCAGAUUGAGAUCAGUCAGUAUAUACAGUAUAUAUAUAUUUUUCAUCCAUAAUUGGGUUUUUUUGCUUUAUUUUUUUUUUUUUUUUAAGGGGAGACAAAAUCCCUUCCUUCAGGUGGAGGAAUCGGUUUAGCCUAAAAAUACACCAACAUGUUAAGUGCUGCCUUUUUGAAGACCGAUUUAAAGGAGAAUUCAACCCUUAACUAAAAAAAACCCUACCUGUCUACCCUACAUAGACCCUGCCCCAUCCCUCCCCUCCCCCAGCCUUACUACUAACCUGAGGAAAUGCCCCUAACUUUUUACUUAACCCUUGGUGCAGAUUCAGGGAUCGCAGUUCACAGAAUGCAUCUUCCGGGUCUUCGGUAAUCUGAGAUUGAGACCGGUGAAGCCGCGCAGGUGCAGUUGGAGCUAUUUCCCAGUUCGCAACAACUGCACAUGCAACGAAAUAGACAGAAAUUGCCAAAGCGCCAGAAGACACGAAGACCCGGACGAUGGCUGCUGUGAACUGCGAUCCCUGAAUCUGCACCGAGGGGUAAGUAAAAACUUAGGGGGGUCUACGUAGGGUAGGGGUUUUUUUUUUUCAGUUAAGGGUUGAAUUCUCCUUUAAAGUAAAUAUUAUUUCAUGAUGAAAAUAAUAUAACGGUCACAUGCACAAGGUGAAACUGGAUGUACGACUAUGUAUGACAUUCAAGGCACCCCAAUUUUCAAAUGUUAUUCCUUAUUUUGUCGUGGGUAGAGAAUCUGACCAGGAAGUGAGGGGGGUGCGCAGCUACAACUCUUCUGUCAGUCUCCCAGAAAUGAGAGAAACCACAAUUUCUUAAGUAUUUAAACUUUUUGAUACUAUUUUGUAUAAUUACUCAAAAAAAGAAGCUUUAGUUAUUAUUGUUAUUUUUUGGGUAUUUUUCUACUUCAGUGCAGAUAUGCUGUUUGGAUUUUUUCCCCCUAAUAUUAAUUUGCUGAUUAAUGUCCUUUUAUAAAUAAAGACAUAGAAAACCCACAUUCCGCACGGCUAAUUAGCAUAGUUGCUAGAAUAGGGCUAAAAAUGGAUUAUUAUGUACCGUACUAUGUUACAACAGACAAGAACUGGCCACCAAAACUCUUCUAUGCACUUGGUCAUUUAAAAAAACAAAACAAAACAAAAAAAAAAAAACAUUUCGGAGGACUGAAGUGCGUAUGGGUGUUCUAAGUUUUAAAGUGGCAUUAUGGCAAUUGCGUUGCAGCAACAUUAAUUGAAACUGUUGCACUGAGAAAGCUAAAUUUAUAUGCCUCUCAAUCAGAGUAGGUUAUUUAAAAUAGAGAAAGUGUUA